ACGGACUUUAAAUGCAAGGGGGACGCCAUCAUAUUCAUUUUUCUCCCAAAUAUACGGGUUUCUCUGGGGUUGAAGUCACCAAAGAUUCUUCUUGCACUAAUAAAAUAAUAAUUUAAUUUGUUUUGCAAAGAAAAUUUGGGGUCAAAGACUGCCCCAUCGUCGUGAAAUGUGAAAAUCCCAUUGCCGUCAUGUUGGAAAUGUGGAAAAUAAACAGGUGUUAAAGUGAUGCCAUCUCCCUCACGCACAUGCAGCUGUAUGCAUGCAGGCAUCUCUUUUCCGCAUUGUGUACGGUGAGUGUGUUGGACGCUUCCAGUCAACUUCAAUCUGUUGGGGGAGCUAAAUUCACGAAAAACAUCAUUCUUGCUUGGAAUUUGUGAUAAAUAGGACGUUUCUCGAGCUCAUCUCCACCUACUCCCACGCAUCUGGCUAUGAAGUGGAUUAUUGCAGCUAGAGGAUCACCUGAGGACGUGCUAUGAAGUGCUGUGGUGGAAAAGUGGGGUUAUGUUUACGCUAGUGAUUUGUAUUUUGGGGAUAUUUUGAGCCGUUUUAACGCAAGCAAUAGCGCCCCAAGUUGCACAGAGUAUCAUCCACACUGUGGACGAUGAUUAGGAGGCAUCGCUGAGUGACGCUGAGUGUCUGGUGGUUGAGAGGAUUUGGAAAUGCAUUACAGUGAGAAACGCUCAACGCCGACAUCCACAAUGCCAUAUCAAACAUACGGACUGCCGAGCUACGUUCAAUCGCCACCGAGUCCUCCGCCCCAGCAAUCGUCCGGACAGCAAAAUGCCCAGGCUCUGGUGCCGAGGAUUGUAUCCGGUGGUGGUGGUGGUGUGGUGCCGGUAGUGAGUCAGCCUCAGGCAUCAAUUACAGCUGUAUACAGACCCCAGAAUGAGGAUAAAAGGCUCACGCGUGAGGCAAUGGGGCGCUACAUGAGGGAACGGAAUGACAUGGUUAUCGUGAUUCUGCAUGCAAAGGUUGCACAAAAAUCAUAUGGAAAUGAAAAGAGAUUCUUUUGCCCACCACCAUGUAUCUACCUGUUUGGUAAUGGGUGGCGGCAUAGGCAGGAAGAGAUGCUGCACAAGGGAGAGUGUCGUGAGGGUGUUCAGCUGGGUGCGUACAUUGGAAUUGGGAAUUCCGAACAAGACAGUCAACCGCUGGAUCUCAACAAUGACAAACAGUAUUGUGCCGCAAAGACCCUCUUCAUCUCGGAUUCGGACAAACGGAAGCACUUUAUGCUGUCCGUGAAGAUGUUCUAUGGCAAUGGUCAGGAUAUUGGGGUAUUUAAUUCGAAGCGAAUUAAAGUGAUUUCCAAGCCAUCGAAAAAGAAGCAAUCACUCAAGAAUGCCGAUUUGUGCAUUGCAAGUGGAACGAAUGUUGCCCUUUUUAAUCGUUUGCGCUCCCAAACUGUCUCCACGCGGUAUCUACAUGUGGAGAAUGGACACUUCCACGCGAGCUCCACACAGUGGGGUGCCUUCACGAUUCACCUACUCGAUGACAAUGAGAGUGAAUCGGAGGAAUUUCAGGUACGGGAUGGGUAUGUGCACUACGGGUCAACGGUGAAGUUGGUGUGUUCGGUAACGGGAAUGGCACUACCCAGGUUAAUUAUUAGGAAAGUUGAUAAGCAAAUGGCCCUCUUGGAAGCUGAUGAUCCGGUGUCGCAGCUGCAUAAAUGUGCUUUCUAUAUGAAAGAUACGGAACGCAUGUAUUUGUGCCUGUCGCAGGAGAAGAUAAUUCAAUUCCAAGCCACACCGUGCCCUAAGGAGCCUAAUAAGGAGAUGAUCAAUGAUGGUGCAUGCUGGACCAUCAUUUCCACGGAUAAAGCUGAGUAUCAGUUUUACGAGGGCAUGGGGCAUGUACGAUCACUUGUAACCCCAGUGCCAAUUGUGAAUUCACUAAAUCUCAAUGGGGGCGGCGAUGUGGCAAUGCUGGAGCUCACCGGAGACAAUUUUACUCCGCAUCUUCAGGUGUGGUUUGGGGAUGUUGAAGCUGAAACAAUGUACAGGUGCGCAGAGACUCUCCUCUGUGUCGUCCCAGACAUAUCACAGUUCCGCGGUGAAUGGCUCUAUGUGCGACAGCCAACUCAAGUGCCUAUAUCUCUAGUGAGGAAUGACGGCGUCAUAUACGCAACUGGACUCACUUUCACCUACACUCCAGAACCUGGCCCAAGGCAGCACUGUGGUCCAGCGGACGAUGUUAUGAGAGGACGACAUCACAAUAAUAACAACAAUAACACCUCAUCCACAAAUGCUCUCCCAUCGAUGGAUGUGCACACGUGGAACUCCCAUGGGCAGAUGCCCUGAUUCCGGAUAGAUUUAUCGAAAAAUAAUGAAAGAUGUUGGUGAAGAAAUUCCAGAGAAUUGUAUUGUGCAACAAUUUGAGCCGGAUUGUGGACAAAAUUGGGAGGAAUUUGAUUGAAUGAGUUUUUUUUUGUGAAUGAAUCUUCAAAACUAUCUGUAAGUUCUUUUUCCACUUUUGAGAAUUUUAUUUAGAAAUAUUUUAAUUUUCUUUUGUGGCAAAAGGGGUUUGGGGUUUAUGUUUUUUUUUUAUUUCAUAAAUAUGUUGUAAAAAAAUAAAAUGAUUUCCAGACUGCCAAAGAGCGAAGAGAAGGGGGAAAUUUAGUUGACGUGCAAAUGGGAUGCUCCAUCUGGAAAUCACGAUGAAAAAAGACAAUUUUCCUCCAGUUUUAGUGCGUUUGUGUGUGUGUUUGUGUUUUCUUCUGGAAAAGAAACGAAAAGAAAAAACAAGAGGGUGUAAUGAAAAGACUUUUCCAUAUUUUAUUCCGAAAAUGGGGUAGAGUAGUAGAGUAGAAAAUAUAUUUUUCCUAAUAUAUUCGCUCUGUAAACAUGCUUAAGAAGAAUGAAUGGAACAGUGGAAAAUAUUGUGAAAAAAGGGGCAUUUUUUUCGGUGGAUCGUGUGAAUGAAUGAGUUAUUAAUUUAAUAUUAGUUUAUUUUAAUAAAAAAAAGAGAGAAAAAACAUAGUAGAUUAUAGAAAGAACUUCAUCUUAUUGUUGAGGGACGAUUUUCUCACGCCCAAUUUGCAAUUCAAAUAUAUAAAGUAUUUUUAAAUAAAGAGAGAGAGAAAGAAAAAAAGGAGAUGAAGAAAAGAGAGUAUAGGUACAUUACAAAAAAAAAUACAUACAAUACAGUAAAUGCAUGCGUAUCAUAGUUAAUUAAUAAAUUAAAAAGAAAGAAAGAAAAAGAUACAAGUCGGUGUGUGAGAAAGGAUUUAUAUUAUCAAUUUAUCUUUUCUAUUACUUCAUAAUUAUUUAAUAGAACGUAAUUUGUCGUAUUUUCCAAAACAAUUUUUCUUUCUAAACUGAUGGCAAUCAAAGUAGAUGGAGAGAUUAUACUUGAAAAAGAACACAAAAAAUCACAUUCUUGUCAUUAUUAUUUAAUUUAUAUAUUUUUUUCUUGUAAUAAAAUUAUACAAUUUUGUAUAAUUAGUUUUGGGGACUUUCAUUUACACAAUAAAAAAUCAUCUGAUGAUGC
Lutzomyia longipalpis is the source of this 3486-nucleotide messenger RNA. RefSeq names its product suppressor of hairless protein (gene Su(H)). Gene Ontology annotation, cellular component: nucleus. NCBI's taxonomy places the organism in Eukaryota, Metazoa, Arthropoda, Insecta, Diptera, Psychodidae. Gene Ontology annotation, molecular function: RNA polymerase II cis-regulatory region sequence-specific DNA binding; DNA-binding transcription activator activity, RNA polymerase II-specific. Gene Ontology annotation, biological process: regulation of transcription by RNA polymerase II. The coding region runs from base 660 to 2297 and encodes 545 amino acids. The transcript is spliced from 5 exons. The record is from RefSeq and is a predicted model, not a curated record.